AGGCAAAAGCUUUGGAUAAUAUUUUGCAUUGAUGCGAAAAGACGCGCAAGCGCCAAUUGGUAGAGUUUACUUAGUUUUCGUUACACUGUGUACGUGUGCAGUUAAAAAUCAAGUGAUCAUCUAUUUUCAUUUGUCUAGAAGCAAUUGCUCUCGAGUGAUUCAAUGUCUGCCAUUCUCGACGCAUGUGGAAAUGAUACUGGAUCACCCUCAAUAUCAAAAGCUGAGGAUAAUUUAUCCAAUAGUGACGGACCGUUAAUUAAAAGCUGUAUUCGUCAAAAUAGUUGCAGUAGUGUUCAUAUAAGUUGCGAGAACGUUAAUCGAACAAUUGUAUCAUCUCACAUCAUGUCAGCAUCUAACAAAAAAUUAGCUAAAAGACGCUAUUGUCUAUGGACCUUAACUUUUAUUCUAGCAAUAAUUGGAUUAUGCAAUCUCUUCCUCAAUAUUACCGUGAUUGCUGUUUUGCGAAUCAAUCAAGGGAUGGAAGCGAUGGAAAUGAUACCCGAUGAAAAUCUUGUAAAAUUUUAUGGAAAAACUGACUUAGAUAAGAUAUGCUUGCAAUCAGGAGUUUGUCAAAGUUACGGAGAUGAACCAAUGGAAAUCUCUGGUGACGAAGCAGGUGUACAAAUAGAUGUAAAUAAUCAACGAUCAUACGAAGAAACACGCGCUAAAAUGAUGAUUUUAUCAAAUGGUACCACUAUAUCAAAAAUAGAAUCUUUCGAAGUAAAAGAUUUUAAAACUGGGAUUAUUUACUUUACUACUGAUUUUCCAAAUUUCGGUUUGCCUGUUGGAGUGGAAAAAAUUGAUGUGAAAAUUGCAGAAACGCAUAGAAUCACAUCACCAGUUAAUGAAAGUCUCAUUGUAAAUUCCGACGAUCAAAUUUCUAUGCAAGGAGCAGAAGGUGCCAGUAUAGAAAGCAAAAAUAUCAUCUGGAGCGCAGAUACAGAUAUUUUUUUAAAAAGUGUUAAUGGAAGCAUUAUCCUUGAUGCUAAAGACGGUGUUUCUAUUGAUACAAAAAAUAUACCAAUAACACCAUUGUUUUUACAAAAUCCAUCUGGUCAUGAACAAUAUAAAGUUUGCAUUUGUAUGCCACAAGGAAAACUCUUCAAAGUACCGAUUCGUGCUAACAGUCGAUCAAUAAGCUGUGCUCGCAUCAAUCGAACUCCAGAAAAUGAUCCUUGUUUGCGAUAGAAUCAAACAUGUAUUUGAAUUUUUCAUUCAAUUUUAUUAAAAUAUUUAAUACUGCCAAGUACACGAAAUUAGAAAUCUUGAUUUGACACUCGAUUUACGAUUUGAAUAAUCAAAUUAGCAAAAUAUUUUAAAUCUUUAAUUAAUAAAAUAUGUAUUUUUCCGGAAAUUUGGAAAAUAAUAUAGAAUUGAAUUAUAUAUUUUACCACUAAUAUAUACAUAUAAUUCAGACUUUAUUCGAGAUAUUACGUACAAAUUCACACAUAAUAUCAUUAUGUAAAAACAUUGACAUUAGUUAAUAUAUUAUUGCUAAUAAAAAAUCAUACAUUUUUGAAAUUUGUGUAUAAUACUAAAUACAUCAAUUUUUGUAUCAGAUACUCAAGAUUAUCAAUAAAAUUAUAGAAAAUA
Molecule: messenger RNA, 1593 nt
Organism: Apis dorsata (giant honeybee)
Lineage: Eukaryota; Metazoa; Arthropoda; Insecta; Hymenoptera; Apidae
Gene: Scgbeta
Exons: 4
Coding region: 163-1188 (341 amino acids)
Biological process (GO): muscle organ development
Cellular component (GO): sarcoglycan complex; sarcolemma
Source: RefSeq, a predicted model, not a curated record